AUGUCUGUUGUCGAGCUACCGCCGGCUGGGGCAACAUCUCCGCUAGCAGAAUCAUCCCACCCAAAAACAUCAACUGAUUCUGUCCAAAAAGUCGGGAUGAGGGUCAAUGGCAAGAACUGGCACGCUCCCAAGAAACCUUUCCGCCCUACCGCAGGCCAGACAGCAUAUGCCAAACGAAAAGAACUCGAUAUGCUCAAACAAGCCACCAAGGCCCGCGAACAAGAAAUGAAAGAAGAAAAAGAAGCCGAGCGGAAUCGACGGAUACAGGCCAUCAAGGACAGACGGAAAGCUAAAGAGGAGAAAGAACGGUAUGAGAAGAUGGCAGAGAAAAUGCACCAGAAAUUGGUCGAGAGGAGGAAGCGAAGAGAGAAAAGGAAUAAACUGCUGAAAAGUUGA
Molecule: messenger RNA, 396 nt
Organism: Fonsecaea nubica
Lineage: Eukaryota; Fungi; Ascomycota; Eurotiomycetes; Chaetothyriales; Herpotrichiellaceae
Product: rRNA-processing protein cgrA
Exons: 2
Coding region: 1-396 (131 amino acids)
Source: RefSeq, a predicted model, not a curated record